AUGGCGCGGGUGUACGCAGAUGUGAACGCACGGCUGGGCCCCUCAUGGUACGACUAUGAAGUCAUGGCAGUCGACUGGAAUGUGCCGGAUCGAUAUGAGAUAGUGAGGCGAAUCGGCGGCGGCAGAUACUCCGAGGUCUUCGAGGGCAUCGACUCGUCAAACGAGGAGUCAUGCGUCAUCAAGGUGCUGAAGCCCGUCGCGAAGAAGAAGAUAAAGCGCGAGAUCAAGAUCCUGCGCAAUCUCGCCGGGGGCCCGAACGUCAUCCGCCUUAUGGACACCGUCCAUGACGGUCCGUCACGCUCGAACAGCCUCGUCAUGGAGUAUGUAGCGAACACGGACUGGAAGGAGCUGUUCUGCACGUUGACCGAGAUGGAGAUCAAACACUACCUCUUUCAGCUCCUGCGAGCGUUAGACUUCGUCCACUCGAGGGGAAUCAUCCACAGAGAUGUCAAGCCCGCCAACAUCAUGUUUGACCGUGCGCGCCGUAAACUGCGUCUCAUUGACUGGGGACUUGCCGAGUUCUACCAUCCAGGAGUGGAGCUACACAUUCGCGUCGCGUCGAGGUACUUCAAAGGCCCGGAGCUGCUAGUUGGAUACAAGCAUUACGAUUACAGCCUGGACAUAUGGAGUGUUGGCUGCAUCCUCGCAUCUAUGCUCUUCAAACGAGAGCACUUCUUCCGUGGCAGGGACAAUGAUGAUCAGCUACUCAAGAUCGUCAAAGUCCUUGGGUCCGAUGAUUUCGAGCGAUACCUCACGACGUUCCGUCUCUACCUGCAAACAUACGACGAGGAGCUUCUCCAGAGCUACCCCAAGAUCCCAUGGAGCAGGUUCGUGACAGCGGACAACCGGGCCAACGUCAGCACGGACGGCAUCGAUCUCCUCGACAAGCUGCUGCGGUACAACCACCUCGAGCGGCUCACCGCGGCAGAGGCCCUCGCGCACAGUUUCUUCAAUGCGGUCCGACUCGAGACGCUCUCCAACCCUGCCGAGUGCGUGAGCGACUCUGGCUUCUACUCCGCGUGA
Molecule: messenger RNA, 1023 nt
Organism: Trametes versicolor FP-101664 SS1
Lineage: Eukaryota; Fungi; Basidiomycota; Agaricomycetes; Polyporales; Polyporaceae
Product: kinase-like protein
Exons: 8
Coding region: 1-1023 (340 amino acids)
Biological process (GO): protein phosphorylation
Cellular component (GO): cytosol; nucleus; protein kinase CK2 complex
Molecular function (GO): ATP binding; protein serine/threonine kinase activity
Source: RefSeq, a predicted model, not a curated record